Cheilinus undulatus (humphead wrasse) is the source of this 4419-nucleotide messenger RNA. Its product is annotated as target of Nesh-SH3-like. The record is from RefSeq and is a predicted model, not a curated record. Lineage: Eukaryota; Metazoa; Chordata; Actinopteri; Labriformes; Labridae. The transcript is spliced from 24 exons. Gene Ontology annotation, molecular function: protein binding. Bases 121 to 2730 code for a protein of 869 amino acids. Gene Ontology annotation, biological process: positive regulation of cell-substrate adhesion; extracellular matrix organization.
CAGCUGAACAAGUCCUAAGACCCAGUGACGGGACAGGCUUAGUGAAGUUGUCAGCUCCCGGUCGCUCCUCUUCAUCUUCACCUCAGCCUCCAUCAUCAUCGUCAGCGUCUCCUGAAGGUCAUGGCGGGCUGCGCUCUCCUCCAGGCCCUCUUCCUGCUCCUGGGAUGGACGAUGCUGCUCAGCGGCACGCCGGCACAGAGGAUCAGAGUACGUCGUCAGAACAUGAAGGUGCGGAUCAACGCCACCGGCGACACCAUCGUCAUGAAGUUUGUGCGUCCGAGUCCUGACGUGAAGCUGGAAGGUUACGUUCUGGGUUACGGCAGCAGCAUGUUCUCCAAACAGUUCAUCCCUCUGCCGGAGAACGGAGAACAGUACGAGACGGAGCUGGACGCUGAGCCAAAGUACCUGGUAGCGGUCCAGCCAAUCCCGGUUAACGAUGUGAAGAAACACUGCACAGGUAAAGUGAACCUGGAGAAGCCGCUCCACCUGGUGAUCGGCUCAGUCAGCCCGACCGCCGUGCUGCUGUCCUGGGGAAACUACCUGAAGACGCCGUACGAGGGGGACAUCCUGAACGAGUGUCUGGAGGACGGGUUCUACACCAUCCGCUACAGAGAGAGGAACAGGAACUGGAUCUACCAGACCUGCCCGACCAGCGACACGGUCGUCGACAACCUCAAACCCAACACGCCGUACGAGUUUGGCGUCCGCUCCAACAAGGACGACCGCAGCGGCAUGUGGAGCAAACCGGUCAUCCACAACACCAACAUGGGCAAUAAAAAUGCACAGAAGCCCUUCAAGCUGAGAAAUCCUCUGGCCAAGCCUCUGAAACCUCUGGGCCCUCACGCUCUGUUCCCUCCUCGUAUCGCUCUGCACAACCGGACCCGCCUCCCUCUGCUUAAGAACCCCGCCUUCCCUGGAGCUCCUCGCACCUCUUUCGCGCCCCCUGGAGGCCACCAGGACACUGCCGAGCCUAGCGCCCCCCGUGUUUCUCUCGACGGAGAAAGCUCUUUUAGAAACGACUCGGUGAAAGCGUCGGAUCCUCGUCCUGCCCUCCCCUCUCUCCUGGCCACCACGGUCCCUCCUGCAGACACCACAGUCUCCCCCCUCCUAACACUGACCUCCAUGGUCCACCCUUGGCAGAGACAGACUACUAAGGCACCUACUAAUGUACCUGAGAAGACCUUUAACCCUGCUGCUUUCGACCAAUCACAGGAUGAGUCCUCCCUGCUGAGAUCCAUUCUGGCCAAUGAGAGAGCCAGAUCUAACCUCUGGGGUGCAGACAACAAAAGAAACUUGUCUCCAUCGUUGGCCUUUCAGCCCUACGACCCUGCAGCUCCCCCGCUGGUCAGAUCCAUGAGACCUGGGUCCAGAAACCCCCCGUACCCCCUCUCUAACGGCCUCAGACAACCCAACCUUAGAGCCAGUAGCGUCGUCCCCUCCUCUGGGAUACUGGGGGUUAACGGACAGCCUCAGCGGGGGGGCCUCGCCCCACCUCGACCAGCCUUAUGGUCCAGACCUCGACUCGUUAAUAACUCGUUAUCGGAGGAGAAGAAGUCCGACUCUCCUGACGUUUUCGGGCGUUCGAGUCCCGUGUUAAAGGAGCGUUUUCACGGAUCGCCCCCUCGUCUUUCCAUCCCUCUCAACAAAAGACCCAACCUCGUGGGGAAACCUGGAGACACUGAUAAAGUCAACAAUCUGAAGCAGACGGACAAGCUGCCCAUCCUGAAACCCAAACUACCUCCAGCAACCGCCAAACCCACCAAACAGGAACGCAAGCAGACGACGACUACGACUGCUGUUCCCCUGACCACCGCAGUCAGCCGUCAGGAGAGCUGGGAGGAUUCUGAACUCUUCAAAUCCCAGCCCACGUCUGAUGUCGACGCUCUGGGGAAGAAACGCUACGUUGCUCCUCAUGUGGUCUACCAAACAGGAAAGAAACCCGACGAGCCUUGCUCCAUCACUUCCUCUCUGAACUACUUCCCCGAAGACGAACGCAGCGAGGCAAACGUGACAGCGCCGCCCAAGACUCCGCCCUCUAACUUGACCGUGGUAACGGUGGAGGGAUGUCCAUCCUUCAUCAUCCUGGACUGGGAGAAGAGUGACAACGACACCACAGAGUAUGAAGUCAUCUCUACAGCUAAAGGACCGGACGGCGAGCAGGUCUCCAUCCUGACCACCAACCAGACCCACACGGCAGUAGAAAACCUCAAACCAGAGAGCAGUUAUGAGUUCAAGGUGAAGCCGAAGAACGAGCUGGGUGAAGGUCCUCCCAGUGACCCCGUCUCUUUCAACACAGAGUCAGCCGACCCUCGUGUGAGCGAGAACGUCUCUGGUAAGGACGCCAUCUGGACGCAGUUUCCCUUUAAGACUGACGCCCACUCCGACUGCCAUGGGAAGCAGUACGUGAAGAGGACGUGGUACAGGAAGUUUGUGGGCGUCCAGCUCUGUAACUCGCUCAGAUAUAAGAUCUACCUGAGCGACUCGCUCAAUGGUAAAUUCUAUAACAUCGGGGAUCAGUCGGGCUUUGGCGAGGAUCACUGUCAGUUCGUGGACUCGUUCCUGGACGGGCGGACGGGUCGUCAGCUAAGAGCCGACCAGCUGCCUUCUCGCCCUGGUUUCUACCGCGCCGUCCGUCAGGAGCCCGUCCACUAUGGUCAGAUCGGAGGCCACUCCCACAUCAACUACGUGUCAUGGUACGAGUGCGGGACGCCGAUCCCUGGGAAGUGGUGAGAGGACUGACGGUGGAGGGGGCGGGGCACCUGCAGGUGUGCUGUAUAAACAUGUAGAGGACAGAUGGGUCAGGGAAUCAAGGACACGCCUCCUCGGCAUCACCAUCACACAACGCCAAAGAGGAGGACGGGGAGGCGUGUUCUUCUGUGGGGGGGUGGGGCUAACUCACAUUACAGGUAUUUUAUUUUGUCAAAGGGAAGCUGGCUCCCUGUACUUCCUGUUUUCAUACAGAGAUGUUUUAUUUAUCAGAUUACAGUUCUGCUCUCAGAGUAUUAUGGGAUGUUCUUCUGCUGUCUCUCUGCUCACCUGGUUACUACGCUAUCACCUGAACAACCAUCUGACCAAUCAGAUCAGUCAGAUCAGUCAGACAUCAACGGUUAAAAUCGCUGAUAAACUUCAGGAGGUCCCAGGAUUUAAAUUUAUCAUGAAUGAACCUGCUGUUAUCCUCCAUCCUGGGCCAGAACAGAGACCGGGUCUAAAGGGUCUGAGGGGUCGGGAGGUCACAUGUCCACAGCUGCUGGCUCCGCCCCAUCUCUUCUCACCAGUGUUCACUCUAGCAGUGUGGACUCCGCCCAUCCUCUCUGAGGUCAUUUUCAGUCUCUUUCUGUUCUCCAUGUUCUCCCUCUGUCCAUCAGCCUGUCCCGCCCACCAUUGUUGUUGAUAGAGCUGUUGUUAGAAGUCCCGCCUCCUCUUAGUUGUGAUUGGUCAGUGAAGGACACAGUUGAACACAGCGACCUCACCGAACCCUGUUGGUUUUAUUUUGAAAAUCCUCCCGGUGACACUAAGAGCAGCUGUGGACCCAGACCCAGACCCAGACCCUGACCCUGACCCUGACCCUGACCCUGACCUGGCGUGGGCGUUGGUUAUAGAUACUGGCGUGAAGGCGCCUCCUGGUGGUCAUUCACAGGUAACUGUGCUGAUUAGAGCUGGUGGUGAUCAUUUAAACCAUCGUUAACAUAUCAGAGACACAGUAACCAUCAAAGUCUUCCUCUUCCUCUUCCUCUUCCUCUUCUUCCUCUUCCUCCUCUUCCUCUUCCUCUUCCUCUUCCUCCUCUUCCUCUUCCUCUUCCUCUUCCUCCUCUUCCUCUCCCUCCUCUUCUUCCUCUUCCCCUUCCUCUUCCUCUUCCUCCUCUUCCUCUUCCUCUUCCUCUUCCUCCUCUUCCUCCUCUUCCUCUUCCUCUUCCUCCUCUUCCUCAGAUUAUCGCCUCGUUUCUAGUCAAACACUCGACGUGUUCAGACGAGUCGUCUUCAUUGCAGUUUGCACAGAAAAGUUUUAUUUGUAUAUGGAGAGAGAAAGUAUUUUUGUAAUACGUUUGCAGAUUCAUUUCCAUAAAAGCUGGGACGUUUUUACGUGUCUUUAACCAUCCAUCCAUCCUCUUCCUUCUUCUUGUCCUCGUCAUCGUUGGAUCGUCUCGUUAGCGUCAUUGUUUCAUCUUUAACUAUCACCCUAAAAUGUCCUGAUAACUGAUCAGAGUAUUGAUCAGUGAUAUUGGAUCUAAAGAAGAGUCUGUCUUAGAUAACGGUUCUACCGUCCUGACUUAAACAUGGAGAACGUCUCUGACUUUAUUGAUCCGCUGACAUCACUGAAGCAGAUUUAAACAGCGGCCAUGUUUCCGUCCUCCUUCAUUAAACAGUGAACUGUCCCUUUAAUGUGUUCAGACUCAUCAUUCUGUAUAUAAACUGUUGAUG